This is a messenger RNA of Naegleria fowleri, 5946 nucleotides long. RefSeq lists its product as uncharacterized. The record is from RefSeq and is a predicted model, not a curated record. Gene Ontology annotation, molecular function: microfilament motor activity; actin filament binding; ATP binding. The transcript has 2 exons. Gene Ontology annotation, biological process: vesicle transport along actin filament; actin filament organization. Bases 1 to 5946 code for a protein of 1981 amino acids. Lineage: Eukaryota; Heterolobosea; Eutetramitea; Acrasida; Naegleriidae. Gene Ontology annotation, cellular component: vesicle; actin cytoskeleton; myosin complex.
AUGCCACCAAGAAAGAAGAAUAACAAUUUAGAUUUGGAAAUCUACGAAGAUGAUUCCAAAUACAAACUCAAAGUUGGAGACGAUAUCUGGAUGCCAACAUACACAUCUUCAUCUGCAGAGGAAGGAAGUCAAACUCCCUCUACACCAACAGGAGAACCUUCUUUCUAUUUGGGAAAAGUGAUUUCAAUUGAUGAGUCAAAACAAACAUGUUUGUGUGAAAAUUCAUUGACCAAACAACAAGAAACUCUCAAGUUGAAUACAGUUUGUCCUGCCAAUCCACUCAAAUUAGAUUACUCAGUCGAUAUGGCCUCUUUGUCUCACCUCAAUGAACCAUCUGUACUCCACAAUCUCAAACUGAGAUAUCAACGAGAUGAUAUUUAUACCUAUUCUGGUUUGUUCUUGUUGGCUGUAAAUCCAUAUAAGAAUUUACCAAUCUACAGUCAUGAGGUUAUAAAAAAACAUGCUGGAAAGAGAAGAGAGGAUGUGGAACCUCAUAUUUUCUCUGUGGCUGAUGUUUCAUAUAGACAAAUGUUGUUGAAUGAGAAGAAUCAGAGUAUGUUGGUGACAGGUGAAUCAGGAGCUGGUAAAACUGAAAGUGUCAAAAAGAUCAUUCAAUACCUUGCCACAGUUGCUGGUGCUUCUCAUCAUCACCAAGGAGGUAAUUUGGAGCAAAAACUCUUGCAAACCAAUCCUCUCCUCGAAGCCUUUGGUAACGCCAAAACAUUGAGAAACAACAACUCUUCCCGUUUCGGUAAAUUCAUUUCCAUCGAUUUUGGACUUCAAGGAAUCAUUGUGGGAACUAAAAUUACUCACUACUUACUCGAAACUACACGUGUGUUGAAUCAGGCCAAUGGUGAGAGAAAUUUCCACUUCUUUUAUCAAAUCUUGUCCGAUCCUGAGGCCAGAAACAAGUACAAGUUGACUGGUGGUGUAAAUUCAUUCAAUUAUGUGAAUCAUUCAGGCUGUACAAGUGUUGUUGGAAUUGAUGAUAAGAAAGAAUUUGAAGAUACAUUGCAUAGUAUGCGUGUGAUUGGUAUUUCCGAAGAUGAAAUUGAUUCAUGUUGUAGAGUCAUUGCUGCCAUUCUUCAUUUGGGUAAUGUUACAUUUGUGGAUGUAGAUGAAUUGUCCACUCUUCCAGCAAGCAAUCGUGGUCCAUUGGAAAUUGCUUCUGAAUUAUUGAAGGUCAAUCCUGAUGGUUUGGCAAAGGGCUUUAUGAAACCAGAUAUUGUAACACCAACCGAUCGUAUUGAAACUCACGUCACAGCACUCCAAGCAACCUACAACCGAAAUGCUCUUGUCAAAUCCACUUAUAAUCGUCUCUUUGAUUGGCUCGUCUCACGUAUCAAUGAAAACUUGAUCUCCAAGGAAACCAUCAAAAACUUUAUUGGAUUGUUGGAUAUUGCUGGUUUUGAAAUUUUCGAACACAACAGCUUUGAACAAUUGUGCAUCAACUAUACCAAUGAAAAACUCCAACAAUUCUUUAACCAUCACAUGUUCAAGAAGGAACAAGAAGAAUACUUGAAAGAAAAGAUUGAAUGGACAUUUAUUGACUUUGGUUUGGAUUUACAACCAACCAUUGAUUUGAUUGAGAAGCCUCUCGGUAUUUUGUCUGUGUUGGAUCAACAAACAUUCAUGGCUCAAAAGAAUGAAGCUGGUUUAGUGAGAGAAAUCACCAAGAAUCAUGGCAACAAACCUAUCUUUGAGACGAGCAAAUUCAAUGAACUUGAAUUUACACUCAAACACUAUGCUGGAAAGGUCGUGUACGAUACCAACGAUUGGUUUAAGCGUAAUGUGGAUCCUCUCAAUGAUGAUUGUAAAAAGACCAUGCUCAAAUCUCAGAAUCCAUUCGUGAAGGCUCUCUUCGAUCGACCAUCAGAUCGUGAUGAUGUUCCAAGCGGUGGAAGCUCAAAGAAACAAGGAGGAGGUGGUACCAGAUUCAAGACUGUUGCUGCUCAAUACAAACAACAGUUGAGUGAAUUGAUGGAAUUGUUGGCCAGUACGGAACCUCACUUUAUUCGUUGCAUCAAGCCCAACAAUUUGCAAAAGCCAGGAAUCAUUGAAGAUUACAAUGUACUCCACCAAUUGAGAUGUAACGGUGUCUUGGAAGGUAUCAGAAUUAGCAGAAAGGGUUAUCCAGGUCGUAUCUUGUAUAAGGACUUUGUUCGUCGUUACGAAUUACUCGUUGAAGAUAAGACCAAGUUGGCUGAUAAGAACGCCUCCGAUAAGGAAAAAGCAAAGGCCAUUCUCAAUUAUAUUGAAUUUGAGGAAACUACUCAAUACAAACUCGGUCUUACCAAGGUAUUCUUGAAGGCCUCUCAAGAAGCUGAAUUGGAGUCUCUCCGUGAAGUACAAAUCUCCAAAUACAUCAAUGUGGCACAAGCUGCUGCAUUGGCUGCUUUCGAAAGAGCAACCUAUAGAAAGUUGCAAAGAAGAUUACUCAGUAUCAAGACCAUUCAACGCAACUUUAGAGGCUACAGCAAGUUACGUGAUUGGGAUUGGUGGAGAUUGAUUGGUCUCGUGAAACCUCUUCUCAAGGAAUUUGCUUCUGAAAAACAAACUGAAAAGAUGAAACAAGAAUUGGAUCAACUCAAAGAGAGUCUCGCCAAGGAACAAGAAGAGAAGAAGAAACUCGAUUUGGAGAAACAAAAGAUGGUUCAAGAACGUGAUGUCGCCAAGGAAGCACUCAAAGCUGCUCACAACGAGAUUGAAAAGUUGGCCUCUCAGAAUCGAACUCUUGAGCAAACAAUUUUGGAUAAGGAGCAAAACAUUAAGAACUUGAGAGAUGAUAUCGAGUACAAGACAAGUAAUCUCACAGAUCAAGACAAGAAAUUGAAUGAUUUGUAUGAAGUGGUAAAGACACUCAAUGAGAAGAUUCAUAACUUGGAGGAAGCCAUCCGUUCUAAGGACAUUCAAUUGAAGCAAAAACAACAAGAUAUUGAGAAUCGUGAGGCUGAUAUUGAAUUCUUGAGAAAGAAACAAAAGGAGUUGGAAGGUAAAAUCUCAGAUUUGGAAAAUCGAUUGAUCAUUAGUGGUAAUGAAGUUUCUGCAAGAGAUCAAAAGAUUCUUCUUUUGGAGAGUGAAUUGGAAGAUGAAAAGUCUCGCUUUAGCUCUGAAACCAAGAACAGAUCCCAAAAGGAGGAGGAUCUCAGAAAAUCAGAACAAACCAAUAAGAAGUUGAGACUUGAAAUUGAGCAAGUACAAAAAGAGAAGGAUGAUCUCAGUUUGGAGCUCAACAAGCUCAAACUCGAGAAGAAGAAUGUCGAGGAAGAGAGUGAGAAGAAGCAACGACAAGUCGAAGAUCUCACUAGAAAGCUCGACAGCGUUCAACAAAAUGCUCGUGAAAUUCAAGCCAAGUUGGAUAAUGAGCAACAAUCACUCAAAUCCUCAGAAACAAAGGGAAAGAUGCUCUCGAGUGAUUUGGAGACAGCCAAUGCCAGAAUUCAAGCAUUGACUGAGGAGAUUCGUACUCUCGAGGAAACUAUUGCUACCCAAAAGAGUCAAAUUCAAACUCUCAAUAGCAAGAUUUCCAAUUUGGAAGAAGUUGAAAUUAGAAAUCGUGAUUCACGUAUCAAGGAUUUGGAAAACUCAUUGCAAGAACAAAAGGCAAGAUUUGAAAACGAGGUGAAUAUCAAGAUUCAAGAGUUUAUGAGAUUGAAGAAGCAAUCCGAUCAAGAUCGUCAAGAUGCCGAACAAAUGCAAGCCAAAUUGAACCAAGAAAAGAGAGAUCUCUCUGAAACUGUCAAGAAUCUUGAGAAGGAAAUCAAAAAGUUGAACAAGACCAUUGAAUUGACCAAUAUUGAGAAGAAUGACACUCUUCAGAAGGUUUCCAAAUUGGAUCAAUCCUUGAACCAAGCUGGUGAUGAGAAGGAACGUCUCUCCAGAUUGCUCCAAGACUAUGAGAAUACUCAAAGGCAACUCAGCAACGAGAAGAAGGCCCUUGAAUUUGAUUUACAAACUGCCAAUGAAAAGUAUGCUACUGUUAGUGCUCAACUCGAGAAGGUCACUGCCGAAUUAAACUCUGAAAAGAAUAGAAACUCCAAACUCGAGAGUGAUUUGGAAGAUUUGGAAAGAGAGAAGAAGACUCUCACCGAUCAACUCAAUAAGAGCAAGUCCGAGCUUGAGUCUGAGAAGUCUCUCACUCUCAAAUUGAAGGGCGAACAACAAAAACUGAGCACCGAUCUCGAGAAUCUCAAACUCGAGAGAGGAUCUCUUUCCAAAGAUAAGGACGAUCUCAAGAAUGAACUCUCUCAACUCGGUGCUCGUAUCGAGCAAGCCCUCAAAGACAAAGAACACGAAAGCUCCGAGAAGAUUCAAGCACAAAAGAAGGUUUCUUCUCUCGGAAAGGAGUUGGAUAAGCUCGAACAACGAAUUAAGGAGUUGGAAGCUCAAUUGAAAUUGGAACAAUCCAAUAAGGAGGAAUUGGAGACAACUCUCAAAGCCAAACAAUCCUCAUUGGCUGAAACUACUGAAGAGAUUAAAUCAUUGAAGAUUAAAUUGCAAUCGGUUCAAGGUGAACUCGAAAUUGCCAACUCGAAACUUCAGGAGGAGGCCAACAAGAAUCAACGUUUGAGAAACGAGUUGAAGAAUUCCGAGAGUAAGAACAAGGAAUCCAUGGCUGAGAGAGAUGAUUUGGAGGAUGAAAUUGCCUCUCUCAAUUCUCAAAUCAAUGAAUUGAGUUUGAAACUGCAAGAUGCUGAGAGAAAGACCGUGCAAGAGAUGCGAAACUGCAAACAACUUGAAGAUGAGAUUGAAAACAUUCGUCGUGAUGCUUCCAGAUCUCGUGAGGAUGUUGAGAACGACAAUCGGCAAUUGAAACAACAAAUGUCCACCUUGACUCAACAAAGUGAACAAUUUGGACGUGAAUUGUCAGAUCAACUCAACAAACUCAAACAAGAGAAUAUGAAACUCAAGAAGGAUUUGAAGAAUGCCAAGAGAGAUCAACAAGAAGCCAAUACCGGAGCAGUCGAUUCUCAAGUCGUUGAAACCCUCAAGAGAAAGUAUGAAAUUGACAUUUCCAAUCUCAAGUCUCAAAUCGAUCAAUUGAGUCUUCUCAAACACAAUUUGGAGAAUAAGAACAUUACCAUUGAACAAGAAAACUUGUUACUCAAGUCCAGAUUGGAGACUGAGGAGAAACUCAAGAAGAAGUAUCAAGCUCAAAAGCAACACGCUGAUAAGGAAAUUGAAGAGUUGAGAAGUCUCGCUGAGGAAUCGGAAGACUUGCGAGAUGAAUUGGUGAGACUCCGUUCCGAAUAUCAAUUGACCAUUAGCAAAUUGCAAAGUGCUCUCAAUGAUGAAAAGGAAAGAUACAACGCUUUGGAUAAGACCCUCCAACAAACUCGUAAAGAUCUUGAUUCAGUGAAACUUGAUCUCGUGAGUGAACGUAAAAAGUUGGAUCAAAACAAUGUGGCUGGAAAACAACAUUACGAGAUGGAAAUUGCCAAUUUGAAUCAAUUGAUCCAAGAAUUGAGAAAGGAUAAGGUCGAUUUGAUCAAGCAAGAAAAGAAGACUGCUCAAAAAUUGGCCGAUGUGAAACGUGAACUUCAAGAAGAGCUCUCUCACAAGCAAGAAUAUGAGAAGAAGGCUGCCAAGGCUGAGCGUGAAGCUAGAAUUGCAACUUUGAAUUUGCAAGAGACUGAAACAAGAUACCGACGAGUGGAGAGUGAAAAGAAACGUUUAGAAUUGGAAGACUCUAUGAAUAGAGAACAAAUCAAACAACUCGAGAAUGAACUUGAAAAUUUGAGAAGUCAAUUGAAACAAGAAAAGAUUAAGAAUGCUACAAAGAGUGAGCAAAAGAAGAGAAAGAAUCAAGUGAGAAAGGUUCUCGCUGAUUUGGAGGAAGACUUGAUGAAUUCACGUGACGGUAGCAGUGAAGAAGUUGCUACUGCUGAGCAAGAUGGAGUUGGAUCGAGUGAUGUUGUUGUCGCAGCUGAAAGUACUCAAGAGUAA